ACCGGCCCGGCCUCCCCCGGCUCCGGUUCCCCGGUCCUCCGGUCCCCCGGGUAGGUCGGGGCCCGUGAGGGUGUGGGCGUCGUCGUCGUCGUCGUCCGGGGUGGCUCCGGAGCCGCCCCUGAGCCGUCGUCUCGCCGCGUGUCCCCGCAGGGCCCGCCUCGUCCGCCAGCCGCCAUGGCCGAUCCCGCCCCCAACGGCCCGCAGGCGCCGGGUGCCGUGGGUUUGGAGGAGGCAAAUGUACCCGGAGAAAUGCGUACAAGUCAGGAUUCGGGGUUGGGAGGAUGGACAUCCCAAAGAGAGGUUUCCUGGAGGAAGGUGGCAUGAGGAGCAAUUUAUGAUGACCAAUAAGUUGGACACCGCAAUGUGGAUUUCUCGCCUGUUCACAGUUUAUUGUUCUGCUUUAUUUGUGCUUCCUCUUCUUGGGUUGCAUGAAGCGGCCAGCUUCUACCAGCGCGCCUUGCUGGCCAACGCUCUGACCAGUGCCCUCCGCCUGCACCAGAGGCUGCCGCACUUCCAGUUGAGCAGGGCUUUCCUGGCCCAGGCUCUGUUAGAGGACAGCUGUCACUACCUUUUGUACUCGCUCAUCUUUGUCAACUCCUACCCCGUCACAAUGAGUAUCUUCCCAGUCCUGCUGUUCUCUCUGCUUCAUGCCACUACCUACACGAAGAAGGUCUUGGACGCAAAAGGGUCAAAUAGCUUGCCUCUUCUGCGAUCCCUUUUGGAGAAGUUAAAUGCUAACCAGCAGAACAUUCUGAAAUUCAUUGCCUGCAAUGAAAUCUUCUUGAUGCCGGCUACGGUUUUUAUGCUUCUCAGUGGUCAAGGAAGCUUGCUCCAGCCUUUUAUAUACUACAGGUUUCUCACUCUGCGCUACUCUUCCCGAAGAAAUCCAUAUUGCCGGACUCUGUUUAACGAGCUGAGGAUCGUGGUGGAGCACCUCAUCAUGAAGCCCUCGUGCCCCUUGGUGGUGAGAAGACUCUGUCUGCACAGCAUCGCCUUCAUCAGCAGACUGGCGCCCACGGUAGCGUAGGGCCGGCCGCGGGCAGUCCGGCGGGCACGCUCCCGGUGGGCGUCCUCCCGGCGGGCGCGGUCCCGGCGGCCGACUCUCCUGCUCCGGGCUGCCGCUUCCCUUCCCGUCCCUCCCCGCCCUGGGGGUCAGAACAGGUUGUGUAAACGGAGCCCUCCCCUCCCCUGCUCCCUCUUUCUCUGUGAAAAAAGACUCCGUUUUGUCACGUC
Molecule: messenger RNA, 1233 nt
Organism: Ornithorhynchus anatinus (platypus)
Lineage: Eukaryota; Metazoa; Chordata; Mammalia; Monotremata; Ornithorhynchidae
Gene: TMEM33
Product: transmembrane protein 33
Exons: 8
Coding region: 236-1027 (263 amino acids)
Biological process (GO): endoplasmic reticulum tubular network organization; membrane organization
Cellular component (GO): endoplasmic reticulum; membrane
Source: RefSeq, a predicted model, not a curated record